AUGGUGGGGCUCUGGCUGCUGCUGCUGCUGCCCCACGGGGGAGCCCUGCUCAGCACAGACCCCACGACUGGAAAUACCACUGACCCCAAUGCUGAGGGCAGCCUACAGUCCACCCUGAAAAAGGGCUGGUGUUCCUCAUGGGGGGCUGGCCACUUCUCCACCUUUGACCACCAUGCCUACGACUUCCUGGGGACCUGCAACUACAUCUUUGCGGCCAGCUGCAAGGGUGCCUCACCUACCUUCAGCAUCCAGCUGCGGCGAGGGGCGGACGGGAACAUCUCUCGGAUCAUUGUGGAGCUAGGGUCCUCCGUUGUCACCGUGAAUGAGACGACGAUCUCCAUCAAGGACAUCGGGGUGGUCAGCCUGCCCUACACCAGCCAUGGGCUCCAAAUCACACCCUACGGCCAGAGUGUGCAGCUGGUGGCCAAGCAGGUGGAGCUAGAGCUGGUGGUCAUGUGGGGCCCAGACGCCCACCUCAUGGUUCUGGUGGAGAGGAAGUACAUGGGCCAGAUGUGUGGGCUGUGUGGGAACUUCGACGGGACGACGGCCAAUGAGUUUCUGAGCGAGGAUGGCAAACUCCUGGAGCCCUACAAGUAUGCUGCACUCCAGAAGCUGGACGACCCCAACGAGAUCUGCACCUUUGAGGCCAUCCCCAGGCCCCCCGUCCUGCAGGCCACACAUGUUGGGAUCUGCACCCAGCUGCUGACCUUGGUGUCCCCUGAGUGUGAUGUGCCCAAGAAGCCACUGGUGCUGAGCUGCCAGGUGGACAUGGCUACAUGUGCCCAGCCUGGCCAGCAGAACUGCAGCUGUGCCACUCUGUCUGAGUACUCCCGCCGGUGCAGCAUGGCACACAGGCCUGUCAGCAACUGGCGGGGCCCCGGCCUCUGCUCCGUGGGCCAGUGCCCAGCCAACCAGGUGUAUCAGGAGUGUGGCACGGCCUGCAUCAGGACCUGCUCCAACCCACAGCACAGCUGCUCCAGCCCCUGCACCUUUGGCUGCUUCUGCCCCAAAGGAAUGGUACUCAAUGACCUCUCCAACAACCACACCUGCGUGCCGGUCAGCCAGUGCCCCUGCAUGCUCAAUGGAGUCGCCUACAGCCCUGGGGAGGUCGUGAGGGCUGCCUGCCAAAGCUGCCAGUGCACCAUGGGCCACUGGACGUGCACAGGGCAGCCGUGCCCGGGCCACUGCUCUCUGGAAGGCGGCUCCUUUGUCACCACAUUCGAUGCCAGGCCCUACCGCUUCCACGGCACCUGCACCUACAUCCUCCUCCAGAGCCCCCAGCUUCCCAACGAGGGCACGCUCAUGGCCGUGUAUGACAAGUCGGGCUACUCACACUCAGAGACGUCCCUGGUUGCCAUCAUCUACCUGUCCGGGCAGGACAAGAUUGUAAUCUCCGAGGAUGAGGUGACCAACAAUGGAGACACCAAGUGGCUCCCCUACCAGACCCGCAACAUCACCAUCUUCAGACAGACGUCUACCCACCUCCAGAUGGCCACCACCUUCGGGCUAGAGAUCGUGGUCCAGCGUCAGCCCGUCUUCCAGGUGUACAUCACCCUCGGGCCGCAAUUCAGAGGCCAGACCAGAGGGCUCUGUGGCAACUUCAACGGGAACACGACCGAUGAGUUCACAAGCAGCGCAGGCAUCGACGAGGGCACAGCUGCACUCUUCGUGGACUCCUGGCGGGCGGGGAACUGCCCGGCUGCCCUGGAACGGGAGAUCGACCCCUGCUCCAUGAGCCAGCUCAACAAGAUGUACGCAGAGACCCACUGCUCGGUGCUGCUAAAGAAGGAUGGUGUGUUCGAGAAGUGCCAUGCCGUGCUGGACCCCAAGCCUUUCUACAAGAGGUGCGUGUACCAGGCCUGCAACUAUGAGGAGACCUUCCCGCACAUCUGCGCAGCCCUGGGCGCCUACGUGCACGCCUGCUCCUCCCAGGCCGUGCUGCUCGGGGACUGGAGGGACAGCGUGUACAACUGCACCAUCCCUUGCACCGGCAACCACACCUUCAGCCAGCAGAGCCAGGCCUGUGACCACACCUGCCUAUCCCUGUCCAACCGCGAGGUGGAGUGCCACCCCAGCGCAGUGCCCGUGGAUGGCUGUAACUGCCCUGAUGGCACCUACCUGGACCACAGGAAUGAGUGUGUGCACAAGGCCCAGUGCCCCUGCCUGUUGGAGAGUCACAAGUUCAUCCUGGCCGGCCAGUCCACCAUGGUCAACGGCAUCAUCUGCCACUGCACCAAUGGACGGCUGAGCUGCCCAGGGCAAUCGCAGGUGUUCUUGGCUUCCUGCCCAGCCCCCAAGACAUUCCAGUCCUGCAGCCAGUCCUCAGAGGACAAGUUUGGGGCCGCAUGUGCCCCCACGUGCCAGAUGCUGGCCACCGGCAUCACCUGUGUGCCCACUAAGUGUGAGCCUGGCUGCGUCUGUCCUGAGGGGUUCUACGAGAAUACCAGUGGGCAGUGUGUGCUCCCCGGGCAGUGCCCCUGUGACUUUGCGGGGGUCUCCUACCCCGGGGGUGCUGUGCUCCGCACCGACUGCAAGAACUGCACCUGCUCACAGGGGAGGUGGACCUGCCAGCAGAGUGCCCAUUGCCCAUCUACCUGCAUUCUCUAUGGGGAGGGCCACAUAAUCACUUUCGAUGGGCAGCGCUUCGUCUUUAAUGGCAACUGCAAGUACACUCUGGCCACGGAUGACUGUGGUGCCAACUCCCAGCCCAGUUUCAAGAUCCUGGUGGAGAACGUCGUCUGUGGGAAGUCAGAGGCAACCUGCUCCCGAGCCAUCCAGAUCCUCCUGGGCGGCCUGACUAUCACGAUGGCAGACAGAAACUACUCCAUCAGCGGGGAGAACUCCCAGGUGCACGUGCUGGUGAAGCCCAGCUCCUUGAACCUGGUUCUGGACAUAGAUAUCCCCAACCGGCUCAACAUGACGCUGGUCUGGAACAAGCACAUGAGCGUCUCCAUCAGGGUCCAUCGUGCCUCCCAGGACGUCCUCUGUGGCUUGUGUGGCAACUGCAAUGGGAACAUGAAGGAUGACUUUGAGACACGCAGCAAGUACGUGGCAUCCAACGAGUUGGAAUUCGUGAACUCAUGGAAGGAGAGCCCACUGUGCAGGGACGCGAGCUACGCAGAAGACCCCUGCAGCCUCAACCCCUUCCGCCGCCCCUGGGCAGAGCGCAAGUGCAGCAUCAUCCACAGCCAGACCUUCACAGCCUGCCACAGCAAGGUCUACCGCAUGCCCUACUACGAGGCCUGCGUGCGGGACGCCUGCCUGUGCGACAAGGGUGGGGACUGUGAGUGCCUGUGCGAUGCAGUGGCCGCCUAUGCCAAGGCCUGCCUGGACAAGGGCGUGUGCGUGGACUGGAGGGCCCCAGACUUCUGCCCCAUCUACUGCGACUUCUACAACACCCACUCGCAGGUGGGCGACGGCAAGUUCCAGUACACGCAGGAGGCCAACUGCACGUGGCACUACCAGCCCUGCCUCUGCCCUGGCCACCUGGACAGCUUCCCAGACACGAAUGUCGAAGGCUGCUACAACUGCUCCCAGGAUGAGUACUUCGACCACCGCACGGGGACCUGUGUGCCCUGCAACCACAUACUCACCCAGCUCCAGCUCAGAGCAGAGCCCCCAGGCCUGACAGGCCACACGGAGGUCAACAGCCACAGGACUGACGGUGACGGAAGCCAUAACACAGGCCACAGCAGCUCCGGAGAGCCAAGGCACAAAGUCCACAGCUCAGUCCACAGCAAGAACCACGGAGGCCCCACCAAGCUCAAGAACAGGAACGCUUCCCAGCCAAGCUACGCCCCUCAAGACUACCAGACCAUCCAGCCCAGAAGUGCUCAGUGGUACCUCCACCCCAAGGCCUAUGGGCUCCAGUCUUUCCACCACAACCAUCAAGGCCACCGGAACCACAAGCACUACACUACUGAUGACCACUUCUACCAGGUCCUCCACAGGAGCCAGAACGUCCCUCCAGACCACCAGGGCAUAUCCAACUUCAACUGGCCACAAGUCCUCAGUUACCUCUCUGGGUACCACGCUAUCCACCAUCUCUCUCAGACCAACUUCUCAGAGCCUCACCAGCCCGUCCAGCCCAGAGGUGUUAUGGAGCACCUCCAUCCCAAGGCCAAUGGACACGAGUCUUUCAACCACAGCCGUGAAGGCUACUGGACCCAGAAGCACUUCACCACUGAUGACCACGUCCACCUGGACCUCCACACAGGCCCACUGGUCUUUCCACACUGCCAGAACGUCGUCUUAUUUCCGGAGCUCUUCUUCUCCCUUGUCCUCCAUUUCUACCUCCAGUUCUACUUUGUCCCCCGCAGCCUCGCCAUCGGCACUCCAGACUACACAUCCUUCCACACUUUUGCCCAAGGCCUCAUCCACAACCUCCCGGCCAACUUCUUUUCAAACCUCUUCCUCUCCCAUUUCCGCCUUGCUGUCACCGAGAUCUCCUCUUACCACAUCGUCCACCUCAGUCCCUUCAACCUCCCCCACUGCUCCCCCACUUCCACCACCUCCCAGCUUACUUCUCUUACCACCCAAGCCUCCAUGCCAGGCCUUGUGUCUUCGACCUUGAGGAUGACAAGCUCAACAGUUUCCCCUACUACCAACCUUACCAGCAGUCCUCCUGGUACCUCCAGGCUGCUGACGUCCAUGCUCCUGUCCAGCUACAUCACCUCGCACGGAAGCUCCUCUACCUUCCCCCCAGCAACCCCCUCCAGGGUGGCCCCCUCAGUCUCCUCUGAUGGAGCCUGCAGUGUGCAGGAACAUGAACAGGAAAUCACCUACCAGGGGUGCACCGCAAACGUGACCCUGACCCGCUGCGAGGGUGCUUGUGCCUCUUCCGUCAGCUUCAACAUCACCACCCAGCAGGUGGAUGCUCAGUGUAGCUGCUGCUACCCGCUCAACUCCUACAGGAAACAGCUCCUACUGCCCUGUGCAGACCCCAGCGCACCAGGCCAGCAGCUCAAGGUCACCUUGCAGGUGUUCAGCAGCUGUGUGUGCCAACUCUCGCACUGCAGAGACUAG
This is a messenger RNA of Marmota flaviventris (yellow-bellied marmot), 5025 nucleotides long. The record is from RefSeq and is a predicted model, not a curated record. Lineage: Eukaryota; Metazoa; Chordata; Mammalia; Rodentia; Sciuridae.